Messenger RNA from Gongylonema pulchrum, 396 nucleotides. The record is from the annotation of a GenBank genome assembly. NCBI's taxonomy places the organism in Eukaryota, Metazoa, Nematoda, Chromadorea, Rhabditida, Gongylonematidae.
AUGCCAAGGAGGCAGCGCUAUUUGUUCCUCGGUAAUUACAUUGAUCGCGGAGCGUACUCAUUGGAAGUUAUGGCGCUUUUAUUGCUAUACAAAAUUCAGUAUCCUCAACAAAUAUUUUUGCUACGUGGCUGCCAUGAGCGACCGGCGGUUAUUUCGUAUGUUAUAAUUCAGAUCUCAACGGCAUCAUGCCCUUUUUUCCUGGAAAACAGGCAACUGAUCUGUUCUAGACCAAUGGUGGAGCCGAAUAAACUAGCUGAAUCGCUACUGACGAAAACAGUGCAGAUAGCCGGAAUUAAUAGUCAACGAAACCGCAAACAAGUGGCUGAUGAGCAGGCCAACAUGAAGCUCAAUGAACUCGGCAUCGAUUGCAUUAUCCGUGGCCAUCAGGUUCUUUAA